AUGAAUGAACAACAUCAAAUCGUUAUGAUGAAACAUGAUAAAGAACUUUCCAAAGCAGAUCAUCGAUUGAAAUCGAAAAUCAAAUCAUUGAAAAUGAGUUCUAAUAGCAGUGCGGUUGAAAGAGCACGCACAUUCUUUCGUGUCUUUGAUCACAAACGUCAUCAUGAUAAUGAACAAUCGUCCUCGUCGUCAGCAAUUUGUCAAUCGAUGGCGACUAAUGAUGCUCCUGUUUUAAUUCAUGGUAAAACUUCCAAUCAAGAUUUCUUCCUGAGUCCCAUCGUUCGUAAAACGAAUAUUUCCAUAACGAAAAGUAUGAAAGUUGAUAAGGUUAAUCCGCGAGAUAUGAUUGUUUAUCGUGUUGUGCACAACGAUCAAAAUGACGAACGCUUCACGUUAAAUUAUUUUCAAAGAAAGUACCGACAAUACAUGAAACCAUCCUUGUUAUACCCUAAGCAAUAUUACCAAAAUUUAUUGAGUAAAACAAAUUAUACAUACGCAACAUCCUUCGAUAAACGAGGUUCGUCUCUACGUACUUCACUACCGACAUUCGGUUCGAAUUCUGCGCGAAUUCAUCCGCCGCGGAACGACACAAGUCUCUGUCCGUAUCGUUUUUCAAAUCUUCUAUAUGAAAAUUCGACCCGUCAUUCUCGUCUUAACGAGUCAGCUUUUCUCGUUCCAUCAUCAACUACUCAACUAGUUCGUCCAUUGCCAUCCUCGAUGGUCGCAUGGAAUCAAUGUGUUGAUCGUUUAAAUACGGAGUAUCGAUCAACAAUCGAAGCUCUUCAACAAGCGAAAGAAUAUCUCGAAGAACUCUACGUCUCUCCCAGUAAUACAAUUUCCAAGUAUGCAAGUAUUGUUGCACGUGGCAUCGAUAAUCUAUCGAAUAACGAAUCAAAAAAAUCGGUAAAUGUCACCUUUUGCUUGCCGCCGCUAAUUAAACCAGAGAAAACUGUGAUCGAACAAAGUAAAGUUGAAUCAUGGAAACCGAAACUUGUGAAACCGAUUGAACUGAGUACAUUUUCAACGUACGAUGAUUCAUCAGACGAAAAGUCCGAAUCGAUUUCCACGAUUAUAAAAAAAUUCAACAAUUUGAGCGCUACAAUGGAGAAGGACGCGAAUGCACAGAAAUCUGACCCAUCGUUUUUAUUAUCGAAAUUCGAUUCGAUCAAGAAAGCUGAUCCAGUUAAGACAAAAUUUCAAGAAGAAGAAACAAGCUACACAAUUGAAACGUUGUACAAACGUGCGAAUGAUCGGAAUUCAUUUACGGAUGACGAACCAUUGAUCAUCACGCGAGAAAACGCCACUGCCGAACAGUUCGAUUCGAUCUGCGACAAUAGAGAACAAGUGCAAACCACUAAUACAAAUUCUCAAUUACCAUCGACGAACACAUCGAAAUUUAUUUCUCAAAUACCAAAACGAACAGCAUCCACUAUGCAUGGCUCGCGCUUAAUAUCCUCAACUGUAUCUUCCAGUCUUUCGAAACCAUCGCCAGCUCCCACCAAUAAUGAUCACGAAACGAACACAUCUGACUCGGCAAUAUCAAUUCGUAAAAACUAUGUGAAAUCAAUCGUACGACGGUUGAAUACAUCGGCGUCAAUGCCAUCUACAUCUUUACCAAGCAAACAAACUGGCCGUCGUGUAUCUAUUCAACCAACAACAUUUAAUACAAAAAAUAAUAUUUAA
Molecule: messenger RNA, 1683 nt
Organism: Adineta ricciae
Lineage: Eukaryota; Metazoa; Rotifera; Eurotatoria; Adinetida; Adinetidae
Source: the annotation of a GenBank genome assembly